Messenger RNA from Colias croceus (clouded yellow), 1319 nucleotides. RefSeq names its product queuine tRNA-ribosyltransferase catalytic subunit (gene Tgt). The transcript is spliced from 7 exons. Gene Ontology annotation, cellular component: cytosol. Lineage: Eukaryota; Metazoa; Arthropoda; Insecta; Lepidoptera; Pieridae. The record is from RefSeq and is a predicted model, not a curated record. Bases 127 to 1317 code for a protein of 396 amino acids. Gene Ontology annotation, molecular function: tRNA-guanosine(34) queuine transglycosylase activity.
AUUGAGACAGGCAGGGAUAGCGUGGUUUGAAGUUUUGUUAUUUAUUUACCGAAGUCCGAAUGGUAUUAGUGUUUUAAAAUAAAUUAUUAUUUCUCAUUUAGGCUUUGACUUAAUAAUACCAAUAUUAUGGGGUCUAAAUCUAAAGCCUUAUCUUUUAACGUGCAAUCAGAGUGCCCAUUUACAAAGGCUCGUGCCGGCCUUAUGAAAUUACCGCAUUAUAGUGUAAGGACACCGGUAUUUAUGCCUGUUGGGACUCAGGGUACAAUGAAAGGACUUUUACCAGAUCAGCUUGAAGAUUUGGAUUGUGAAAUAAUUUUAGGAAAUACAUAUCAUCUGGGCAAUCGACCUGGAACUGAUACAUUACAAAAAGCAGGUGGUUUGCACAAUUUUAUGGGAUGGAAUAGAGCUUUACUUACAGAUUCAGGUGGAUUUCAAAUGGUUUCAUUGCUUAAAUUAGCUGAGAUAACUGAAGAAGGUGUCAAAUUCAGAUCACCAUAUGAUAAUUCUGAAAUAAUGUUAACUCCAGAAAAAUCAAUAGAAAUCCAGAACUGUAUAGGUGCUGACAUUAUCAUGCAAUUAGAUGAUGUAGUGAGGACUACUUUUCAAGACUAUGAUAGAAUUAAAGAAGCAACAGAAAGAACAAGUAGGUGGCUUGAUAGAUGUAUCAAAGCUCAUAAAAGACCAACAGAUCAAAAUAUUUUCCCAAUUGUGCAGGGUUUGCUUAACAAAGACUUAAGGAUCCUUAGUGCUACUGAACAUAUGAAAAAAGAUGUAAAUGGAUUUGCCAUCGGAGGUUUGAGUGGAGGAGAAGCAAAAGAUGAUUUCUGGCCUAUAGUUAGUUUGGGCACAGAUCUGCUAGAUAAAAAUAGGCCUCGCUAUUUAAUGGGUGUAGGUGUGGCUAUUGAUUUAGUAAUAUGUGUUGCGUUGGGUGUUGACAUGUUUGACUGUGUCUUUCCUACAAGAACUGCAAGAUUUGGUUGUGCUCUAGUAAAUAAGGGGCAAUUGAAUUUAAAACAAAAACAGUAUGAAACAGACCUCAAUCCCAUAGAUAAGGAUUGUACAUGUUCUACUUGUAAAACAUACACCAGAGCCUAUUUGCACUGUAUUGUUUCAGUUGAAACUGUUGCUUGUCACCUUAUUUCAGUACAUAAUAUUGCAUUCCAGAUGCGCUUAUUGCGAACAAUGAGAGAUAAUAUAGAGAAGGGAACAUUUCCUGAAUUUGUCAAGAACUUUGUUAAUGAAUUGUAUCCAGAUAAACAGUUUCCCACUUGGGUGGUUAAUUCACUAGCAUCUGUUGGAAUAAAUAUUCUUGAAUAAUA